AUGCAGUCGCACACGUUUACCCGAAGUCGGGGCGUUCCGAUCUACAUGAACGGAUCGGUGUCGCAUCAGCGAUUGUACGAUCGACUUUCCGAGGUGAGCCACAAUAGCGGGUUUCAUUUUGGACGUUUCGCAACCGAGAGAAAUUUACUGGUUGCGAAAUGCAAAAUUGAAAAUGUCAUCCAACUUUCAAGGACCACACUGCAUCAGCGAGAGGUUAUACUGAAAAAUUGUCAACUACAAAAUUGUAGUACAUAAUGUAAACUGUAUUUUUGUAAUUGACAACUUUUCUCUACAGCCACUCCUCGGAGUACUGUAGCUCUUGAAACUAGAGGCUACCUAAACGCGUUGAAAUUUCAAUGCCAACUUCCAAGCGCUACAGUACCGCAGGAAGUGGUCGUAUCAAAAAAGUGUCAACGACAAAAACAUAGUACUAGAUGUCAAGAUAACCGCCAAAAAGUUUUGGAGACCAUAAAACUCUUGGGAAGCCUACAAUACUCGUUCAAACUUUGUCAUUUUCAAUGUUCUGUUCAAAACCAAGUUGCACGGCUCAAAGAGCUCAAAAAGUGUGAAAGAAAACAAAAAAAGACGUUUUAUUUCUUGUGUUCAGCCGUCGACAUCCCGUCAACUGCCCAGAAGUAUCUCAUUAGCGCCGGCGCUACAAAGAGGCGGUGCCAGAAGGGAACGCGAACAGAUUGACGUGAGCGCGAGUACUGUAGGAUUACUGUACCCGAUUUUUUUCAGAAUUCUCUGCCGCCCACGUACAUUGCGCGUUUUCACGACGAAGGAGCCGUCCGUCGCAUGUCCUAUCGCUCGGUUCCGGGCACCGAUAUGCGGAUAUCGAAAAUUGGCUUUGGUGAAUUGACAGUUCCACUAAAAACAACUACAGUACUUUGGGGAGCGGUUGUACAGAAAAAGUGUCAACUACAAAAGUAUUCGCCAUGUCUAGUACUGUAUUUUUGUAGUUGACAACUUUUUUGUAAAACCACUCUCCGAGGAAAUGUGGUCCUUGACGCGUUACAAUAUCAUGCCCAACUUCCAAGCGCUACAGUAGCCCAGAAAAUGGUGCUAGAAAAAAGUGAUCAACUACAAAAGUGUAGUACUAGAUGUGAAGAUUUCAGAAAAAAAAUUUGAGGCGCAUAGCACAGCUAGUAACGCUACAAUAUCGAUUCAAAGUUUGCUGAGUUUCAGGCGCCGCCGCCAUCGGCGGAAUGUUCGGAAACGUCGAGGAUUCGAUAACGAGGAUAGUGGAAACGGCGCUAAAACAGGGUACGGGCUACUGUAGGACGUUUUUGCGGAAAAAAAGCGCAAAAAGUUUCAGGUAUCAACUACAUUGACACCGGCUACUGGUACAGUCAAAGUCGAAGUGAAUCGAUACUCGGAAAGGUUCGCGUUUUUUGUUGCUUUUGGACACUUUGCAACUCUUCUCUAGAACUUUCGAAACCAGUUGCAAAGUGUCCGGUUGCAAAACGUCGCCGGCUUACAGGCGCUGUCGAAAAUGCCGCGAAAAGCGUACUACAUCAGCACAAAAGUGGGCCGAUUCGAGUUGGACUACGCGCGCACGUUCGAUUUUCGCGCCGACAAGAUUCUCGAGGCGCUGACGAACUCGCUGAAACGGCUCCAACUCACCUACGUCGACAUUUGCUACGUUCAGGUCCGAGAUGUUGGGAAUUCCGUGUUCCGUGUUCCGUGUUCCGUGUUCCGCGUUUUUUUUGCAAUAUUUUUUCCGUGUUCCGUGUUCCGUAAAAAUUUCCGUUUUCCGUGUUCCGUGUUCCGUAGAAAUAAGUUUUUUUCCGUUUUCCGUGUUCCGUGUUCCGUAAAAAAUUUUUCCGUUUUCCGUGUUCCGUGUUCCGUAAAAAAAUUUCCGUUUUCCGUGUUCCGUGUUCCGUAAAAAAAUUUCCGUGUUCCGUGUUCCGUGUUCCGUAAAAAAUUUUUUCCGUGUUCCGUGUUCCGUAAAAAAAUUUCCGUGUUCCGUGUUCCGUGUUCCGUAAAAAAAUUUUUUCCGCUUUCCGUGUUCCGUGUUCCGUAAAAAAAUUUCCGUGUUCCGUGUUCCGUGUUCCGUAAAAAAAUUUUUUCCGCUUUCCGUGUUCCGUGUUCCGUAGAAAUAAGUUUUUUUCCGUUUUCCGUGUUCCGUGUUCCGUAAAAAAAUUUCCGUGUUCCGUGUUCCGUGUUCCGUAAAAAAUUUUUCCGCUUUCCGUGUUCCGUGUUCCGUAAAAAAAUUUCCGUGUUCCGUGUUCCGUGUUCCGUAAAAAUUUUUCCGUUUUUCCGUGUUCCGUGUUCCGUAAAAAAUUUUCCGUUUUUCCGUGUUCCGUGUUCCGUAAAAAAUUUUCCGUUUUCCGUGUUCCGUGUUCCGUAAAAAAAAAAUUUACCGUUUUCCGUGUUCCGUGUUCCGUAGAUGAAAAUUUUUAUUCCCAACAUCUCUGGUUCAGGUCACUAAAAGUGGUUGUACAAUAGCGGAACGCGUCCUCGUUUUGUUUUCAGAUUCACGACUCGGAUUUCGCGCCGAACGAGUCGAUUGUGUUGUACGAGACGUUGCAGGCGUUGGAGAUGGCCAAAUCGUCGGGAAAGAUCCGACACAUCGGGCUGACCGGAUAUCCGCUACGCAAAAUUGUGUACGUUUCGCAACCAGCACCGGAAAAACGUGUCCUUGAUUUCAGACAACUCGUUGACUGCUCGAACACGAACAUUGACUUUGUGAUGACGUACUGCAAGGGCACACUGAACAACAACUCGCUGGGCCAGUUCACCGCCUCGUUCCAGACCCGAAACAUUGCCGUCAUCAACUCGGGCGCGCUCUGCUGGGGACUGCUCACCGAAAAAGGACCGCCGCCGUGGCAUCCGGCGAGCGAUGAGAUACGCGAAGCGUGCCUCGCCGCCACCACCUACUGCUCGGUUCGUCGUUUUUGCGCGUGAAAAUGAGGAAAAAGAAGGCAAAAGAGGGGUGGGGGGGAUUGAACUUGAGCAAAACCGCAGCCGAUUGCUGGCGCCACGCUUUACCACUCGGCCACGCGCGCCGCUGUUGCCAGGCAACGCCCAGGCCGUAUACAUAAUGGCUGCCCCCCGGGCGCCGCGCGGCAACCAACGCCAAUUUGAAAUGUAUUAUUUCAGAGCAAAAACAUAAGUAUAUCGAAAUUGGCGCUCGAUUACGCGCUCAACUUCCCCAAUAUCGUGUGCUGUCUCGUCGGAAUGGACAGUGUCCAACAGGUGCUCGACAAUUUGGAGCUCGCCAAUCACUCGCGCAUCACCGACGUCGAGCAAAGGGUCCGGGAGCGCAUCAUGAGGAGGUUGUCCCCAUUUUGAGCCAAAACGCGGCGAAUUCUCAAUAGAGCGCACUUUUGCAGAUACCUGGACCGUCUCGAAAACGCCGGUUGGGAGGGCGUCGACGUGGCGCAGUACUGGAAAAAGCUGAAAAAGUUGGGACUGACGGCGCUGGCCACGCACCGCCACUCUUCUGUGGAGAGCCUCGCGAGCACCCUCAACGGAUUCUCGCUCUACUCGUCCAACUCGAGCUCCGAACUGAGAACGCCGCGGAGAAGACGAGCCCCGUUCUGA
Messenger RNA from Caenorhabditis sp. 36 PRJEB53466, 3549 nucleotides. Lineage: Eukaryota; Metazoa; Nematoda; Chromadorea; Rhabditida; Rhabditidae. The record is from the annotation of a GenBank genome assembly.